AUGGCUUCGCUGGCCAAUAGUCGCCGGGUCCGCCGGCUGUCCUCGUUGGGCCACGUCGCGGUGGUCGUGGACCAGGGUUCCGGCUUCACCAAGGCGGGCUUCGCGGGAGAGGAGCAGCCACGCCUGGUACUCAAGAGCUCCAGCCUGGUGCCCAGCUGGGACCGGCCGGUGCUGCCCGGCGCGCCGGGCUGUGAGCUGGCAGGCGGCGUGGCGCGGGCACACCCCAUCAAGCACGGCGUGGUGGUGGACUGGGAAGCGCUGGAGGGGCUGUGGGAGCGCCUGCUGGUGGGCGGCCUGCGGGUGUGCCCGGAGGAGUGGCCCGUGCUCGUCAGCGACUCCCCGUCGGCGCCGCCCGUGGGCCGCGAAAGGGUGGCCGAGCUGCUGUUCGAGGCCCUGGCAGUGCCCGCGUGCCACCUGGCCAGCACCGCCUUGUUGGCGCUCUGCUCCGUGGGCGCGUUCAGCGGGCUGGCCUUGGAGGCGGGCGCAGGCGUGUGCCACGCCACGCCCGUCUAUGCGGGCCACUCGUGGCACAAGGCCACCUUCCGGCUGGAUGUGGCUGGCAGCACCCUGUCGCGCUACCUGCGGGACCUGCUGGUGGCAGCAGGCCCUGAUCACCGACUGCAGGCCCUGCCCCACAAGGUCAUCACACAGCUCAAGAAGCGCUGCUGCUACGUGUCGCUAGACUUCGAGGGUGACCUCUGUAAUCCUGCCCGCCAGCACCCAGUCAGUUUCUACUUAGGCAGUGGGUGCUCUGUCUGCCUUGGCAGCGAGCGCUUCUGCUGCCCAGAACCCCUCUUCCAGCCGGGUCUGCUAGGCCAGGCUGAGCCGGGACUGCCCAUCCUGGCCUUCCGGGCACUGCAGAGGGUGCCCGCGACACUACGGACACGGCUGGCCAACACCGUGGUGCUGGCCGGUGGCUCCACGCUUUUCCCUGGCUUCCCUGAGCGCCUGGAGCUGGAGCUGGAGGCCCAAUGCCGUGGGACACUGCAGCCGCGCCUGGUGGCCAAGCCUGGGCGCGGGACAGCGGUGUGGACGGGCGGCUCCAUGGUCGCCUCGCUGCGCACCUUCCAGUGCCCCUGGAUGACCCGGGCCAUGUACCAGGAAUGUGGCUCCAGGCUGGUGCACGAAGUGUUCCACUGA
This is a messenger RNA of Cervus elaphus (red deer), 1140 nucleotides long. It is a transcript of the gene ACTL10, whose product is annotated as actin like 10. The transcript has a single exon. The record is from RefSeq and is a predicted model, not a curated record. NCBI's taxonomy places the organism in Eukaryota, Metazoa, Chordata, Mammalia, Artiodactyla, Cervidae. Bases 1 to 1140 code for a protein of 379 amino acids.